AUGGAGUCCAAAUCCAAGAAAACAAGGACAACAAAGAAUAUAUCAAACACCACCACCCAUAUGGUUAACUUCGAUGACAGACUCAGCAAUUUGCCGCAAGAUAUUCUUCACUAUAUCCUCUCCUUCCUUGAAACCAGAGAUGUCAUACUACUAAGCCGGUUGUCAAGAAGAUGGAGACGUGUUUGGAAAUCGAUGCCUUACUUGAAUUUCGACCAAACCCCAUCUGAAUCAAAAGACAGGUUCAUCGGAUUGGCAUGGUCCGUGCUAAAUUUGCGAGAUGGGUUCGAUAUUAAACGUUUCGCCAUGGUGAGAACCCUACAUAUUGAAAACUCUGAAUUAUGUGGGCAAGCUUUUGGUGAAACUGAAAAGCUCGUUUUACAUUGUCCACACCUUGAAAACUUCUUGUUGAAAAACUGCUAUAUGUGUCAUCGACCAUUCGAUGUUAUUGACAUCGAAGCCGCUAAUCUUAAGAAUCUAAAGUUUUUGAACACCGCCCACAAGCGUUCAUUUCGAGGUGAGCUCAAGAUUUCUACACCAAAUCUUUUGUGCUUAUCUUAUCGUGGUCCUGCUUUGAACGGAUAUUCUUUGCAGAAUUUAUCAUCAUUGAACAAAGCUUUAAUUCACUUCACCAAUAGAGUUAAAUAUGAAGAGGACGAGAACGAGAAAUCGAUAUCUCUAAGAUACACCAAUCAAGAGUGUGAAUCUUUGCAGGAGACGUUGGAACAUAAUGUCUCAUGUUUAACUCACCAUCUCAAGAAAGUGGAGAUCAAUAGUUUUGUUUGGAGGAAAAUAGCUUCUGAUCAAUUGGUUAAGUAUUUGCUUGAGAACGGAAAGGUAUUGGAAAAAAUGACUAUUACUUGUCAGAACCCAGAGAAUAAAAGGUUUGUAAGGUUGCAAGAAUUUGGUAGAGCAUCUCCAAAUGUUGCUAUAUCAUUUACCACUUUUAUGGAGAGAAAACCAUUAUGGUUUAAAGUUGAUGAUCGUUCCGGUGAUAGAAUUGAUGGAACUAUGUGA
This is a messenger RNA of Quercus robur (English oak), 1014 nucleotides long. RefSeq names its product FBD-associated F-box protein At3g52670-like. Gene Ontology annotation, molecular function: protein binding. NCBI's taxonomy places the organism in Eukaryota, Viridiplantae, Streptophyta, Magnoliopsida, Fagales, Fagaceae. The coding region runs from base 1 to 1014 and encodes 337 amino acids. The record is from RefSeq and is a predicted model, not a curated record. The transcript has 2 exons.